UUUUACUAGUUCCAAGAAUCCAAGAAUCAGAACAAAUAUUAUUAAACCGUAACUGGAACUAAAUGAAAAUAUUCUUUAAAUCCGGAUUCCUAUUUUCAUUGGUCAAGAAAAAAAAAUGAAACCCAAACAGAUAUUCAAUCUUCUAUCUUGUUAAACCAUAACUGGAACCGACCUAAACCAUCUUUUCGGCCCGGAUUCCUAGAUGUAAAUGAGUGGCAAUCAAUCAUAAGUAGGCAGGGAAUAGUAAUAAAUAAUGAAACAAUACGCAUGGUUUGAAUCAAAAUAGAUAGAUUGCGUAGGAAACGUACUCAUCUGCCUGCAAUUAUAGAUAAGAUCAACGUACAUAUGGUUUAUUAUUCUCCAUUUAUUGUUCUCUAUAACUCCGUACUAUCUUUACGUAAAGCUAUUACAUGUCUGUUUCUCUGCCAAUUGGAUGAUAACGGAUCAAUAGCUUCUCGAGUUUAGACAUAUCACUUGAGUACAUGCGCACCUAAGAAUAAUAGCGUUAUCUAUCUCUAUUCGACAUACAACGUAUCUAAUCGUACAAGCAAAAAAGUUUUCGAGGACGAAAGGAUGAAGAUCGUAAGCAUUAUUUCGUAUUUUUUCACCGUCAUAGGCGUCGUUCGAUCGAAUUAUCAAGAAGGCUACAUCGACCGGACGAUUCAAGAAAUUUUACAAUCGGUUGAACCUCACGAUGUAAUUAUCAGACUUCAAAAAUACGAUAUUUACGAUGGAGCACGUCGUCUGCUUGACAUUGUCGCCCGAAAUGUGGCGACCACGUGGCCGUCACAGAUCCUUGUCUCCGGAGGGAUAAUGGGAUUCGGCUUCCAACCGGGAGACUUGGCUUCCUCCCGCACCUUCCUGAUUUACAUUUAUGCGACGAACGACAUGAUCAACGUCGCAGAAUUGAACGACAUGCUGAACGACGUAAACUCGAUAUCUCAUCCCAAGCAUACGCCGAAACUCCUAUUGAUAAUCGACUCGAAUACAGGUAUAUUGGACGCACGAAGUCAACUCGAGUACUUGUGGGAGCAAAAGAUUUUCGACGUGAUUAUCCUGGAGGUGUCUUUUCAUCCGCGAUCCUCGAAGCCGGUUCUCGUGGCUAUACACCGUUUCAACGGGUUCAAUGAAGAUUACUCGAGAGUGGGCAUUCGUGAGUUGACAUACGACAACGGCACGGACUGGUACCCGAACAAGUCACAGAAUAUGUACGGCAAUGCCUUUAGAGUGACGUUCGAGGACGUGCCUCCUUACGGCACCUUCGCGAACGGCACGGCAGGCGGUCUGGCAAAGCUGUUCUCCAUCGCACUGUCGGCUGCCGUGAACGGCACGGUGUUGCACACGAGCAAUUUGCAAGAAACCGACGUGAGAUACAACGCUGAGGGGCUCGUAUACGAAGAAUGGUACAACACGCAGCACGAGCACACCAUCCCUGUCGAUGACGACAGGGUCUGCGCGCUCGUCCCGGCAGUGAUGCCGGCAGCGAAAGUCCUGGUCGACUUCUGGCAAAUCAUCAUCACGAUCGUGUUCGGCUUCCUGCUGACGGCGGUGGUGUGGUGCGUGUCGCUGAUCGUGAGAGUGAACGAGCGAAUCCGCAAUCCUCUGAACACCAUCCGUCUCCUCCUCGGUAUGACGCCGCUUUAUGGACCCCACAGUCUCGUGGAGAAGAUCCUGUUCGUCGCCGUGCUGAUAACCGCGACGGAGUACAUGAUUAUUUUUCAGGCGGAAUUACUCGAGUUCGUGGUGGAGUUUACGGUCAACACGCGCGUGUCCACCUUCCAGGAUCUGUACAACACAGGACUGAAGGUGGUGGUCUCACCGGUUAUGCACGAUGAACUCGCGACUAUCGAGGAACUGUCUCCCGAACUCGCGAAGAGAUUUGUGAGCACGGUCGACUACGAAUUUCAAAAAUUCGGUUUCAUGGCCAAAUACAUUGACGAAUUCUGGAAAGAUGAAAGAAAUGAACGCAAGAAUGAAUUGACACUUAGUGAUCACUCUAUGUACGUCGCUUUUUUCGUUGUUAUCGUGGGUCACAUUAUAUCGUUUAUUGUAUUUCUGGGAGAGUUAAUAGUAGAUCAAUUUUUUAAAUGGAAAUAUUAUCUCAUGAAGGCCGUAAGAGCUGUGUGA
This is a messenger RNA of Pogonomyrmex barbatus (red harvester ant), 2127 nucleotides long. RefSeq lists its product as uncharacterized. The record is from RefSeq and is a predicted model, not a curated record. NCBI's taxonomy places the organism in Eukaryota, Metazoa, Arthropoda, Insecta, Hymenoptera, Formicidae.